AUGGGGCGGACGCGGCGCAUGUCGCUUCAUCUCCAACCUCCGAGCAAGUUACAGGCGCCGCCCAAGGACCCCGCGGUCCCCGUCAUCGCCUCGCCCGCCAACGGCACAGCUCGGCGUGGCCACAACCGGCCAUCCGCACUCCCCCCGUUUCCCUGGCGCUAUGCGCGGGCACCGCCAUCGGUGGUGGCGAACGCUCAGGCUCAGGAGGCCAUGGGUCGUGGCAGCGGCGUGGGUUUCAAUCCGGAGAUGGGACGAGGACGCGGGCCCCAGAGGACGGAGUUCGAGCAUAGGGACGUGCUCCAGCGGAAGCGGCCACCGUACGGUGCCGAGAUCGACGACUGGUCCUACUUCACCAUGUUCGGCAUCAGGGAUGUCUCCGUGGGCCCUGAGCAAAUAGUCUUGGUAUAUUCACUCAACCUUGGUUCACUGCUGGAACCUGGAACCUUCUUGUGCAACGAUGAUCAUCAGAUGAUAGUGGGGUUCAGAUGGGAGGUUCUUCGUGCUGGUACCUUCUAA
This is a messenger RNA of Miscanthus lutarioriparius, 516 nucleotides long. The record is from the annotation of a GenBank genome assembly. Lineage: Eukaryota; Viridiplantae; Streptophyta; Magnoliopsida; Poales; Poaceae.